AUGCCCUCCGACUCUACGACCGUCGCUGUCUCCGCCCCCGGCAAAGUCCUCUUCGCGGGCGGCUUCCUGGUCCUCGACCGGCAGCACACUGGCCUGGUGUUCGGACUCAACGCGCGCAUCCACGUGCUCAUUGGUCCCUGGCAGACGAAACCUCAGUAUCUCCAGCAGCAGGCAGACCGCGCUCUGGUGUUGGUGCAGUCGCCGCAGUUUCGUGACGCGAGCUGGCUGUACGCAAUUUCGCCUGGUCAGGUGGACGGAGGGGCGGUGGAGGUUACACAGCUACUGGACCAGGAGGGCUACACGCGGACGCCGAAUAAGUUUGUGGAGACGACGUUGAGGUAUGCCUUGACGUAUCUGAGUCACGUGGGUGCAGGGGCGGUGUUUCAGAGGGAUGUGAAAGUUACGAUACUGGCAGACAACGACUACUAUUCCGCGCCAGGAACGGCGAUGACGGACUCGUCUACCUUUACGGAUUUUGGGGUUCGGCUAAGCGAGGCGCACAAGACAGGCCUGGGGAGCUCAGCGGCUUUAACGACGGCAUUGGUAGGGGCGCUGCUGGAGACUUAUGCGGGGAAUGCUACGAGGGAAAGGAAGGAGGUUGUACACAAUCUUGCCCAGGCGGCGCAUUGUGCGGCGCAAGGAAAAGUAGGGAGUGGGUUCGAUGUGGCAGCGGCAGUGUAUGGGAGCUGCCUCUAUCGUCGUUUUACCCCGAUCGUGUUAGAGUCGCUGGGCGAGCCCAACUCGACUGGCUUUGGAGAGCGGUUACAUCGGUGUGUGGAGAACCUGGCGGAGGAGAAGUGGGACGUCGAGAUCCUCGCGGACAGAGUGAAGGUGCCGGAAGGAUUACUGCUUCUUCUGUGCGACGUGGACUGUGGAAGCGAGACUCCAGGAAUGGUGCGAAAGAUGUUGGCAUGGCGAAAAGAGAAGCCAGAGGAAGCAGGAGUGCUGUGGGGGAGUUUGCAGUUGGGCCAGGAGGAGCUGUGCGAGGAGUUGGGAAGGCUGAGUAUCUUACCAGUCGAGGCUGCGGGGAAGGAAAGCUUCGCGAAGCUGAGGGAUACGAUCGAGACGACUCGGAGCCUCGUAAGAGAGAUGAGUGGGAAGAGCGGAGUGCCCGUGGAACCAGAGGUCAUCACGGAACUCUUGGACCAUUGCAGCGGCGUGGAGGGUGUCGUGGGUGGAGUGGCACCCGGAGCGGGAGGUUAUGAUGCUGUCGCACUGCUUGUACGGAACGACACGGAUGUUGUUACGGACUUACAGAAAAGGUUGCAAGGCUGGAAGAGCAAGAGGGGUGGCGCAGAGAUUGGGAAUGUGAGGUUGCUUGGGGUCAAGCAGGAGCGGGAAGGCGUACGGCGGGAGGACGCACAGCGGCGCAGGUACCAGGCCUGGAUUCAAUGCUGA
This is a messenger RNA of Cyphellophora europaea CBS 101466, 1398 nucleotides long. Its product is annotated as phosphomevalonate kinase. The record is from RefSeq and is a predicted model, not a curated record. The transcript has a single exon. Bases 1 to 1398 code for a protein of 465 amino acids. Gene Ontology annotation, cellular component: peroxisome. Gene Ontology annotation, biological process: ergosterol biosynthetic process; isopentenyl diphosphate biosynthetic process, mevalonate pathway. Gene Ontology annotation, molecular function: ATP binding; phosphomevalonate kinase activity. Lineage: Eukaryota; Fungi; Ascomycota; Eurotiomycetes; Chaetothyriales; Cyphellophoraceae.